This is a messenger RNA of Verruconis gallopava, 892 nucleotides long. Its product is annotated as succinate dehydrogenase, cytochrome b556 subunit. Gene Ontology annotation, biological process: tricarboxylic acid cycle; mitochondrial electron transport, succinate to ubiquinone. Gene Ontology annotation, molecular function: succinate dehydrogenase activity; electron transfer activity. The coding region runs from base 58 to 621 and encodes 187 amino acids. The transcript has 3 exons. NCBI's taxonomy places the organism in Eukaryota, Fungi, Ascomycota, Dothideomycetes, Venturiales, Sympoventuriaceae. The record is from RefSeq and is a predicted model, not a curated record. Gene Ontology annotation, cellular component: membrane.
GGCGGGCUGCUUUGGCAACGUCCAUUCUGGAGCUACAUCAUCUGCAAUUGAUCAACAAUGUUCGCCCAAAGAGUGUUACAGAGCUCGACCAGACGGCUGGUUAACCAGCGCCCGAGCAGUGUCGUCACCUUCGCAUCGCCCGCGGCGGUGGCCACAAGCACGCGAUUCUUGCAGAGAAGAGAAGUGACGUCGCAGAACGUGUCCAAAGAAGCCGCCGGCGAGAUUCUUGCGAAACAACGUCUGCGCCGACCAGUUUCCCCUCACCUCUCCAUCUACCGCUGGCAGAUAACUUGGAUACCCUCGGCCGCCAACCGUGUGACGGGCGUGGCGCUCUCUGGGUUGUUCUACCUCUAUGGCAUCGGCUAUCUAAUCGCCCCCGCGAUGGGCUGGCACCUCGAAAGUGCUGUGGUCGCUGCCUCAGUUGCCGCGUGGCCGGUCGCCGCGAAGGUUCUGCUGAAGACGACUUUGGCUCUACCUUUCACAUUCCACAGUCUGAACGGGUUGAGGCAUCUGACGUGGGACCUCGGAAAGAUGAUCACGAACAAGAAGGUUCAACAAACUGGCUGGACUGUCGUCAUCGCAAGCGUACUCUCGGCGCUCUACCUCGGCGCUGUAUACUAGAGUGAAAAAUGACAGGAAAAGAGAUUGAAUUUGUUUCAAAGCCUUAUGGCACAUGUCAUUCUCGUAUGUAUGCUAGCUGUGAGCGGAGCUAAAGUUCUGUCAAUUCUUCAUCCCUAGGCCCUUUUUCUUAUUUCUUAAACUUCAUUGAUCACAAAGUGUGCAUAUUUCUUCAAUGUCCCAACUAAUCAGUUCCAAGAUAUAAGUCAGAAGAAUUCAGCUACGUUGACGCUAGUUUAUGUACCAAAAACAAGAGCUUCAAACUCAGUCCCUC